CUAGAUUUCCUCAAAUAUUGACGUAAGUUAUGACAUGUCUACUUUACAGUAUGUUACGAUGACAUUAUGAUGAAAAAACGGUAAACCAUGUUUUUAGCUAUGUGAUAAUCAUGAGACCAGUUUUUACCCAGCAACUGUGAAAAAUUAGAUCUCCAAAUAACGUGCUCGGUUUAUCUGUUUAAUCAUAUUAUAUAUUUACUUCUGUUGUCUUAACAUACCUUUCACAUUGAAAAAACAAAACGUAUCUCGACGUCCAAAAUGGCAGAAAAUUCAGCUGGUGAUUUCUAUCGAGAACUUGAUAACUUUAGAUUACAUAUGCCGGGAAGACAUAUUGUUCCAUUUGCUGAUAAUGAAAGUCUACUUAAGAUGCUUCGCUGCCAGUACCCAAACUGGGAAACAAACGGAAAAGUAUCGUCAGUUCCCGUAGCUAGAGUUCCUAGGCUGUUCCUACAAAACACGCAGAUGUCCAAAAAGCUGCAGAAUGAUCUAAAACCUUUGCAGACAGGAGAGGUGGGCGAAAUUAAAAUUUACAGACUGCUUUUAGAAGCUGCAGAUCCUGAUCAGAAAGGUAUGAUGGUUUUCCCGAAUGUGAAUCCACGAGAAAUUUUCAAGAGUGAAAGUGCGCACGUUGAAAUUGACAUUGUUGUCGCUCAUCCGGCCAAAGGCUUCUUUGUGUUUAAUAUAAAGAAUCAGGGAGGGAAAGGAUCGUCGCCAGAGAAAAUACAAAAAGACAUUAAGCGUCACGGCCAGUUCGUUCGAAGUUUGAUGCAAUAUGGCCAUGCAAAAUUGGUACAUUCCAUUCCGAUACACUCUGUGAUUUGCUGGCUGCAUGAUGACAACAAAAAAAAGUUUGAUUCAAUCAGGAAUCCAGAAGGUCAUAAUUUCAUUUUUAGUAGAAGUGAACUAAAUCCAGAUACAUUUGCAUCAGAGUGGUUUCGAAUUUUAAAGUGGUUUCGAGAAGAACUUCCAGAUUUAAACACAGAAGAAAAGACUUAUUUCGAGAUAACAGUUGCGCGGUUAGUAACUCUGAACUCUCUCGAAACUUCUGCUGCUCUAAUCCAUGAUCAAUUGGUAACCAACUACAUGCAGGCUACCAACAAGAACAAAGGCCAGUUUAAUGACCCUAGAUUUGACCCUGAUGCAAAACCACUUCUCGAAAUUGCCUCUAGGUUGAAAAGAAGGCAAAGUGAAAACAAUUCUGCUGGCUUGCUGGGUAAAUACUCAAAAGAUGAAACCAUGAGAAUUCAAACAGAAUCAAAUAAAAACGUUGACAAUGAGAAAACAAAAAGUGAUUAUUCGACUUCCGACAGCAACCGUGUUGCCAAACUGGAGUUAAAAAAGAAUCAUGGAGAUGAAGUCAAGCGCGAAAGAGGAGAACGUUUCAUAAUUUGGACAGAAGAACAGCUGAAUAUAAUUGCGAAAGUGGUUGAUCAUCUACGAAACCCGACGGAAAAAGGAUACUUGAGGUUAAUUGUGAGAGGCUGCAAAGGAUCAGGCAAAACGAUGCUGCUGGUUUUUUUAGCCAGAAUUGCCAAGCAGAUUUUUGCCUCAAUUUCCGGGGAUAGUUCUAAUCGGAAUGAUGUGUGUGCAUUGAGCGGCAGACUUGAACAUGCUGUGCUGACAGAAAUGUUGAAGCAACUUCUCAACCAACAUGGCGUUCCAGUUUACGACCCAUCAGUAUCAGGAGUGGGUGUGCGUGUGACCUUUGCGAUGUCCUGUGGCUACUUCCUGCAUGACCUGGUGGAGAUGAUGAGACACUGGCACGCAUUCGGCAGAAGGUCCGAAAUGGCACACCAUCUAGUCUCUCUCACAGGCACCCUGUACAUCACCCUCUCCGGUCAGAUCCCAUAUGCCAGUUCGAUCCAGUUGCUCCACGAAUUAUCCACCCCCAUAGUCAGUCUCCGCUGGUUCCUCCUCACAGCCGGAAUAGGCAAGAGUAGAAAAAGGUAUAUUUUAUCAAGUUGCAACUAA
Symsagittifera roscoffensis is the source of this 1971-nucleotide messenger RNA. RefSeq lists its product as uncharacterized. Lineage: Eukaryota; Metazoa; Xenacoelomorpha; Acoela; Convolutidae. The transcript has 3 exons. The record is from RefSeq and is a predicted model, not a curated record. The coding region runs from base 259 to 1971 and encodes 570 amino acids. Gene Ontology annotation, biological process: lipid homeostasis. Gene Ontology annotation, cellular component: endoplasmic reticulum; membrane.